AUGGCUGGGAUGGAUUUUCAAUUUACAAUUUUGGAUCAAACAAAGAAGGAAAAGAUUUCUAAGGAAUAUGAUGUAUUGGUGGAUAGAUUAUACAAUAAAUACAAAGAUCUGGAAGUAGAAGACACACAGAAAUUUAUUGACUCUCUUACACAAGCAAUAACGCAAUCGUUUGAUACACCAAAUCAAAAUUACAAAUAUAUAGUAACUUUGACUGCUACUCAAAGUGACGUCAAUAGUCCGCAAGUAGAUUUUACUAUGGCAACUUUAUGGAAUAAUGAAAAAGAUGAUGUUUACACAAAAGCCUUACCAAGUAUCAAUUAUGAAAAUAAAUUCUAUAUAAUCAAUAUAUUUUCAAUAUCCAAAUGUGAAUGA
Molecule: messenger RNA, 372 nt
Organism: Arxiozyma heterogenica
Lineage: Eukaryota; Fungi; Ascomycota; Saccharomycetes; Saccharomycetales; Saccharomycetaceae
Exons: 1
Coding region: 1-372 (123 amino acids)
Source: RefSeq, a predicted model, not a curated record